Molecule: messenger RNA, 1826 nt
Organism: Ipomoea triloba (trilobed morning glory)
Lineage: Eukaryota; Viridiplantae; Streptophyta; Magnoliopsida; Solanales; Convolvulaceae
Product: berberine bridge enzyme-like 15
Exons: 1
Coding region: 48-1703 (551 amino acids)
Molecular function (GO): oxidoreductase activity; FAD binding
Source: RefSeq, a predicted model, not a curated record
AUCGUCUUCAAGCUAAAGAGCAAACGCAGAAUAGUCUGCAUACGCCUAUGGCUUCUUCUCUCUCCGCCAUACUUAUCUCCUUCUUAUUCAUAUCCCUAACCUUUUCCCCGUCGUGGGCUCUUUCUUUUCCGUUUCAAGAUCAAUUCUACAAAUGCAUUUCUCUCAAUUCCGAUGCCCCCAUCCCAUUCUCCGCCGCUUUCUUCUCCCCCACCACAAACGCUUCAUCCUUCAACUCCGUUCUCCAAUCCACCGCCCAAAAUCUCCGCUUCCUGGUGCCCUCAGCGCCCAAGCCGCUGCUCAUAUUCACCCCGCUGAUUGAAUCCCACGUUCAGGCCGCCGUCAUUUGCACUAAAGAAGCCGGCGUUCAGCUCAGAGUCCGCAGCGGCGGCCAUGAUUACGAAGGGGUUUCAUACACGUCGGAGAUGAAAUCUCCGGCGCCGUUUGUCCUGAUCGAUUUGGCGAAGCUCCGGGGAAUUAAGGUUGAUGUUGCGGAUAACAGCGCUUGGGUCCAGGCCGGGGCGACGAUCGGAGAAGUGUACUACAGAAUCGCGCAGAAAAGCAAGAUUCUUGGUUUUCCGGCGGGGCUUUGUACGAGCUUGGGAAUCGGCGGGCACAUAACCGGCGGCGCGUAUGGGCCCAUGAUGAGAAGGUACGGCCUCGGAGCGGACAACGUUGUCGACGCGCGUGUUGUGGACGCGACGGGGAGGGUUCUUGACAGAGCCACAAUGGGGGAAGACUUUUUCUGGGCAAUCAGAGGCGGCGGCGGCGGAAGCUUCGGGAUUCUACUCGCCUGGAAAAUCAACCUCGUACCAGUCCCAUCCACGGUGACGGUUUUCAACGUCCCGAGAACAUUAGAGCAAAACGCGACCCAAAUUCUCUACAAAUGGCAGAAAGUCGCCGCCGAUAAACUCGACGAAGAUCUCUUCAUCAGAGUUCUCAUCAGUACGGUAAAUUCAACCGCGGUUAAGGGCAAAAGAACCGUCCAAACCACCUACAACGCCCUAUUCCUCGGAAAAACCGAAAGGCUUCUCCAAAUCAUGGAUAAGAGCUUCCCUGAAUUGGGAUUAACCCGAAAAGACUGCUCCGAGGUGAGCUGGAUAGAAUCCGUUUUAUUCAUCGCCGGAUAUCCAAGAACCAUCCCGCCGGAGUUUCUCCUCCAGGGGAAACCAUUAUUCCCGAAGACAAAUUUCAAAGCGAAAUCCGAUUUCAUAAAAAAGCCCAUUCCGGAAAAGGGUCUCCAGGGGCUCUGGAAGAUUUUCCUGGAAGAGGACACGCCGUUCAUGAUCUGGAAUCCGUACGGGGGAAUGAUGGCGAAGAUUCCAGAAUCUUCCAUUCCGUUCCCUCACCGGAAAGGGGUGAUAUGCAAAAUCCAGUACCUGACAGCGUGGCAAAUGGAAGGGGAGAAGCAGAAACACGUGGAUUGGAUAAGGGGACUGUACGAUUACAUGGGCGCUUAUGCUUCCAAGUCCCCCAGAGAAGCGUACGUGAAUUACAGGGAUUUGGACCUCGGAAUGAACAACAAUGGCAGAAACUCGAGCUUCUUCGAGGCUAGUGUUUGGGGUAAAAAGUAUUACAAGAAAAAUUUUGAGAGACUUGUUGUUGUGAAGACGAAGGUUGACCCUGAUAACUUCUUCUGGCAUGAACAGAGCAUCCCUGUUGUUCCAUUUAAAGGUGGAGAUGAUGGUAAAACCUUGUUUCAUUGAAGUUGAUUGUUAACAUGUUGCCCAGAAAAUUUCAUACGAGUUCAUUUCUUUGUACUCCCAUCGUUAACUCAUCAAUUUCUUUCCUUUUUUACAGUGAGUAAUUUUGGGUUUCAGUUUUUGAAA